AUGGCGGAAGGCAGAGCAGUGGAUCUGGACAUCCAGUGUCCUGACAUCGAGACUCUGCUCAAAAUCUCGCUCCGGAAGGGGGACACCUGGUACCUAGUUGAUAGUCGCUGGUUCAAACAGUGGAAAAAAUAUGUUGGCUUUGACAGUUGGGACAAAUCCCAGAUGGGAGAUCAAAAUGUAUAUCCUGGACCUAUUGAUAACUCUGGACUUCUCAAAGAUGGUGAUGCCCAGUCACUCAAAGAGCAUCUUAUCGAUGAAUUGGGUUACAUAUUAUUGCCAACGGAGGGCUGGAAUAAACUUGUCAGCUGGUACACGUUGAUGGAAGGGCAAGAACCAAUAGCACGGAAAGUGGUUGAACAGGGUAUGUUUGUAAAGCACUGCAAAGUAGAAGUAUAUCUCACAGAACUGAAGCUUUGUGAAAAUGGCAACAUGAAUAAUGUUGUAACUAGAAGAUUUAGCAAAGCUGACACAAUAGAUACAAUUGAAAAGGAAAUCAAAAUAGGUGCACCUUCCUCGGUGUAA
Messenger RNA from Sorex araneus (European shrew), 522 nucleotides. Its product is annotated as ubiquitin carboxyl-terminal hydrolase 15-like. Gene Ontology annotation, molecular function: cysteine-type deubiquitinase activity. Lineage: Eukaryota; Metazoa; Chordata; Mammalia; Eulipotyphla; Soricidae. The transcript has a single exon. The record is from RefSeq and is a predicted model, not a curated record. Bases 1 to 522 code for a protein of 173 amino acids.